UCACAUAGUCAAACAUUAACAUGUGAAUGCACACAAAUAUCAAUCAACUAUGAAAAAUUUAUUCAAGUCCAAUAUACACUACAUCAAAUAUGUCAUAGUGACUUUGUUACACAAAAUUGGAUCAAUUAUGUUGACGAGUCCCCUGGAAGCUAUAGUGUAACUAUAUUUGAUUUCCGAUCGUCAGGUUCAUCUGCAUUUCAAACUAUGAGCACAUUUUGCGCACUAGUCGAUCAAACAAUAUCGAAUAGUUUAAUCCAAUUCUAUACAAAUCAAUUUGUAAGUGCAUCUGUAACACCUUCAAACUUAUUUAAACUACAAACUGAUGCAUUUAUAUCUCAAUUUAAAUCAGCAACAAGAAAUGAAUUUUUAUUAUCACUUGCUAUGAUACGAAACACAACUCAAGGUAACAGCUUAUUCAGUGGUGAACUAACUAAUUACAAGCUUUCUGAAUCGGAAGUUGUUAUGCUUCGAAUACCAAGGUCGUACGGUAAUUGUUCGUGUACUUCUUCGGGCACCUGCAUUAUGCAAUAUCCAAUUUAUAAAUUAGUCGCAAAUUACAAUUUAUUAUUCUCUGUUCCGGGCCUUUAUACAGGAUGUUAUAUAAUUGAAUCACUACUUCAGUCUGAUCUGCAAUGUUUUUAUAAUCAAACCUGCAUCAAUAAACUACAAUCAUAUUUUCAAGUAUCUUCAUUUAUGAAUGUGACAGCUCUUGAUAUAUCAUUGUCGAUUCAGUUUUUGGAAAACUCAACAAUCGCAGAUAUUCUUGAUAAAUUAAUGGUUGAAGAAUGGAUUAAUUCAAGCAUAAUUCAAUGUGCGAGUAUUAAUCUAAUUCGAUAUCAUGCAAAUUUAUAUCGAUGUGGAGAAAUUAUUAUUGAUGAAGAUCUUAUCCGACCAUUGUAUUCUUAUUUCAGUUCUAUGAGACAAGAUGAAUAUCGAAAUAAAAAUAAUUUGUAUUCAAUAUUGCAUUCAUUGGCACGUAUUGAAACUGCAUGUCGUACAGCAUAUUUAACGUCAAAGGAAGAAAUGAAACGUCCAUCUAUUACUCUUUAUUUUGUGUUGUUUAAUCAACAAAUAACAACUCAAAUAGCAGGUGCCCAUAUUGAUUCGAUUGUUGACUAUGAAAUUGAUGAGCAGCUGAGUUCAAUUCAGUUUAAUAAUAUUUCGAAUGGAACUGGUUUUAAUAAAAACUCGACUGCAAAAAAACCCUUAUUUAUUCAAGGAGAAAAAUUAAUAGAAGAUGAUGUGAUUGAACUAAACGUUGGUGGUCAAAGAAUAACAACAUCACGCUCAACUCUAACUGCUGUACCUAAAUCGAAAUUAGCAUUGAUGUUUAUGAAGAAUAAUACAAAUGCACAUAAAUCACGAGAUAAUCAAGGUGUAAUAUUUUUCGAUUAUAAUCCCGAUCAAUUUAACUAUUUACUUGAUCAAUUGCGAGCAAUUAAGCGUAAAUCACAAAUAUCUGUCUAUGAUAUUCUUAUUGAAGCACCAAAAACUGAUACACGAUUAAAUUUUUCACUUAUGCUUUCCGAUUUUGGACUAGGUCCUGAACAAUUUUUGUCUCCUCGCACAGGUGCUCAUCUAAACUUGGAUAUAAAUUCUUUGGUUGGAUGGCAAGAAUGUUAUCGAAGCACAUAUCAUAUACCAUUUGAUGUAAUGGAAUUUUCAAGGAAUUGCAAAAGUACAAGAUUUCUAGUCGCAUGUACUCCUACUGAUAACAAGGCAACUUUAAAGUUAGCUGGUGUAGGCUAUAGUAAAACUAUCUUACGGGAAUGUUCUCAAAAGAAUUAUUGUGCAACUGAAAUAAAAAAUGGUACAGGUUUUUACUAUGUGGAUGAUCAAGCCUGGGGAUUCGAAGGGCGUACUGAAGAUUCCGGCUCGUCGUAUAAUGGUCAGUAUUCCAUGCAUCAUGGCGUGUCACAAACUACGGUCAAUUUGAAUCCUUGUGAUACUAGUGAUCAAAAUAGUAAAUAUCGAUUAUGUUGGUCACUUCGUUCUAGUAUCAAUCGUGGAGGUGGUGAUAGAUGUGGAGACGUAAAAAAUCUUCAUAGUGCAUCGAAUUGGCAACGUAUUAUCUAUCAAGCUGUCUAA
Adineta steineri is the source of this 2088-nucleotide messenger RNA. NCBI's taxonomy places the organism in Eukaryota, Metazoa, Rotifera, Eurotatoria, Adinetida, Adinetidae. The record is from the annotation of a GenBank genome assembly.